AUGGUUAUGGACGCCUUGAGUAGGAAGACCGUAGUGGAGCUGAGAGCUUUACUAGUAUUUCUAAGAUUGACAGAUUCAGGUUGUCUGCUAGCCAAACUUAGAGUGGAGCCCGAGCUUCAACAAGAUGUACCAAGAGCUUCAACCAUUGUAUUGGUGGUCAAACAUGAAAAGAGAAGUGUCGAAUUUGUUGCCAAGUGCUUAGUGUGCCAACAAAUCAAGACAGAACAUCAGGUUCCCUCAGGGUUGUUACAGCUGAUUCAGAUUCCACAGUGGAAAUGGGAGAGAGUGGCUAUAGACUUCGUAACAAGUCAAGAUUCAAGCAUGAUACACUGGGAAGAUCACUUAACUUUGGUAGAGUUCGUGUUCAAUAAUAGCUUCCAGAAAAAGAUUCAGAUGGCACCGUAUAAAGCCUUGUAUUGGUGCAAGUGGACAACUCCCUUGUGUUGGAUGGAACUCAAUGAGGGAAAGAUAGUAGGCCCUGACAUAAUCCGAGAAACUAAAGAAAAAAAUCAUUUGAUUCAGAGUCAUUUGAAAGAGGCUUGUAACGGACAAAGGUCGUAUGUCGAUUUGAAGUGCAAGGAUAUAGAGUUCGUAGAGGGAGACAAGGUAUUUCUCAAGGUUUCCCCAUGGAAUAAGGUAUAUCAUUUUGGAAGAAAGGGUAAAUUGAAACCACGAUUCUUCGGGCCGUAUAAGAAUUUGGAGAUAGUUAAGCCAAUGGCUUAUUGUCUGGCAUUAUCUCUAGAGUUGGAACGCAUUCACAAUAUGUUUCAUGUAUCUACACUUCAAAGAUACCAGUCUGGCUCGUCAUACGUUAUCUUGCUUGAACAAGUUGAAUUAAGGCAAGACAUGGCCUAUGAGGAAGAACUGAUCAGAAUCCUUGCCAGAGACGUUAAGGAGAUGCAGAACAAGAAAAUACCUUAG
Hibiscus syriacus is the source of this 921-nucleotide messenger RNA. RefSeq lists its product as uncharacterized. The coding region runs from base 1 to 921 and encodes 306 amino acids. Lineage: Eukaryota; Viridiplantae; Streptophyta; Magnoliopsida; Malvales; Malvaceae. The record is from RefSeq and is a predicted model, not a curated record. The transcript is spliced from 3 exons.